Carya illinoinensis is the source of this 2452-nucleotide messenger RNA. RefSeq lists its product as uncharacterized. Bases 1912 to 2388 code for a protein of 158 amino acids. The transcript is spliced from 3 exons. NCBI's taxonomy places the organism in Eukaryota, Viridiplantae, Streptophyta, Magnoliopsida, Fagales, Juglandaceae. The record is from RefSeq and is a predicted model, not a curated record.
CAUCAAAUAAAUAAAAACCAAUUUUAAAACGCAAUAAAUUAAAUUAAAUAAACUAAUAUAUUACUUAAAAUAAAAACAACCCUUCGGUGAAAAUACACGUAAAAGCGGGUCAUCACACAAAAAUGAUUAAGAGGGGAGAAGAUGAGACUGUUAGGUAUGUCACCCUUACUUGUGCUCAUGGUGGGAAGGCUUGUAAUAAGACUUUCAAUGUCGCCAACCCAUAUCCGACAGGAAAGACGGAAUAUAAGGCAAAGAUUAAUGCCUUCAAAUUUGAUGGAAAACUUCGAUUGACUAUGGUUCAUAAUAUCUAUAACCACGACCUCAGUCCAAAGAAAUCUCGCUUCUUUCGAUGUAGAGAAGUGAGUGAUACCGUCAAAAGAGUUAUAGACACAAAUGAUAUGGUUGGUGUCUGAAUGAACAAGUGUUUUGGAUCUCUGAUUGUUGGCGCAGGCAGAUUUGAGAACCUCCCGUUUUUAGAAAAGAAUUGUAGUAAUUAUAUCAACAAGGCAAGAUAUCUACGACUUGGCGCAGGUGGUGCUGGUGCACUGCGAGAGUAUUUUUGUAGGAUGCAAUACAAAAAUCUUAGAUUAUUUGCAUUAAUGCAUUUAGAUGAUGACGGGAGGUUAAAGAAUGUCUUCUAGGAAGACCCCCAUAGUAGAGCAGCCUACCAAUAUUUCAGUGAUGUGGUCACAUUCGACACCACAUACCUGACGAAUAGAUAUGGGAUGCUGUUUGCACCAUUUGUUCGUGUAAACCACCAUGGACAGUCAAUUCUCAUGGGAGCAAGCUUGAUUUCCAGUGAAGAUAUGGAGAACUUUGUGUGCUUAUUCCAAACUUUGUUGUAGUGUAUGGAUAGUAUUGCUCCUAAAGUUAUUAUCAAUGACCAAGAUAGAGCGAUGAAAAAUGCAAUUGCUAUUAUUUUCCCAAAGACCCGACAUAGAUUUUGCCUAUGGCAUAUACUGAAGAAAGUCCCUGAAAAGUUUGGUUCAUAUGGUUCCUACAAAAUUAGGAUGAAAAAUGCAUUGAUGAAAUGUGUGUAUGACAGCCAAAGUAUUGAAGAGUUUGAGACAAGUUGGGAUCAGUUAAUUACCAUGUACAGUUUGCAUGAGAAUGCGUGGUUGCAAAAGUCUAUACGCUGAGCAUGAGCAUUGGGUUCCAGCAAUCUUGAAAGACUACUUUUGGGCGGAAAUGAGUACAACGCAGCGAAACGAGAGCAUAAAUACCUUCUUUGAUAGGUAUGUUAAUGCUAAGACCAGCCUGAAAGAGUUUGUAGACCAGUUUGAUAACGCAUUGAAAAAAAAAAUUAGAAUGAAAAUGCCCCGGACUUCCACUCAUUUAGUGUCACAACCCCCUGCAUAUCUAAAUCUCUAAUUGAGAAGAGGUUUCAAGAUUUGUACACAAAUUCUAAAUUCAAGGAAGUACAGUAGCAAGUUACCGGCAUGAUCAAUAUGAAUCCAAAGUGUCAUAAGAGUGAUGGUGCAGUGAAGACCUAUCUGGUAAUGGAUGAAGUUCAUUUGGUAGAGUUCAGUAAGCUGUUUACAUAUUUUGUGGAGUUUAGUGAGGAAGAUUCAACUGCAAAAUGUUCUUGUGGAUUAUUCCAAAUGAGAGGGAUAUUGUGUAGGCACAUUUUGGCUGUAUUCAGAUGUAACGAGAUUAAAUUUUUUCCAAAUAGGUACAUUUUAGAUCGAUGAAGGAAGGAUAUCAGAAGGUGAUACACGUUGAUCCACAUUAGCUAUGAUGCAAGGGAACAACGAGCAAAUUCUAAUAGAUAUUUAGAGAUGUUGAAUAUCUGUUAUCAGAUGAUUACUCUUGCAGCGAGUUCGAAAGAGCAUACUCAGGAUGCGAAAGCUAAGUUAUAUGGUAUGAUUGAUUUGUAUUGUGCCAACCAAGAACCCUCAUCGAUGACCCAAAAUGGUUCCAAUGUUGGUUGUACAGCAAGGGAUGCAACUAUUGUCGCUGGUUCUGGGCAAAUACGCAGUCCACAUGUUGUGCGUGGGAAAGGCAGAUCCCCAUCUCUUAGGAGAGCAUCCAAGAUGGAGAAAGAUAUGCGAAAAGUCAAAGCGAAAGCGAAAAAAGCACCAGAAAAAGGGAAACGCAAAUAGGCCGUUCCAGAAAGCACAGCUUUUGACAUUAGUGGAAUACAGGUCUGAGAAACAGUGCUUAAGAGUCAAGAAAGUAUGCACUUUGGGUUGGAUAGAUCACAACCGUUGCACUAUGGAAUGGAUCAUAACUGCUGCAAUGAUUUUUGUCUACUUUUCAUGUAUUUUUGUGGACUUUAAUGUAUUUUUGUGGAAUUUAAUGGAUUUAUGUUGCUUGAAUGUAAUCCAUGAAUUUUUUGUGGAUUUAAGGAAUUUAUUUGUGGAUUUAACGGAUUUUUUGUGGAUAUAAGGAAGUCAUUUGUAGAUUUAAUGUAUUUUUUGUGGAUGACAGGAAUGGAUUUUUGUGGAUGUAA